CUGGCGCUCUCCCCUGCCGUGCCCUGCCGAGCAGAGGAAGCACAACGGAACGCUACUCCGUGAACGCCACGAAGCGAACCCUCUCCAUUCUUUGCUGAGAUUCACUUGCCCAGUUCAUGUCGGAAUCGCCCACAGGAGGUGCGCUGUCGCAGUCCCAGUUCAUUGCGACCAACCUGGGCUUCAAGGCCAGCGGACAAGGCAUGCUCGCGUGCGACUUCGACUCGGUCGCUCCCAAGUUCCAGCCCAAGUACAUGAACCACCACGCCUGUAGCAACAACCCUGUGAUUCCAUCCGACGAGGUCGUGCCUCUUGAAGCUCUCACCGUCGACGAAGACGACGAGUCGGACGAUCCCCCGCGGGAAGUCCAUUUCCCAGACCCGGAGUACUGUAUCAACCACGUGUCUGGGUUUCUCUGCGACCGUGUCACCGGCGCGCGCAUCAUGGACUCGGCGAUUCUCAACUCCGAAGCGAUGUUGACCAACGUCAUCGCGUACGUGCACGCGCGCAUGAGCGUCGAACUCGGCUUUGUCCAACAUUCGAUCCCGUAUGCCGGGGCACCUGCGUCCUGCCAGUUCUUCGCGUCAAAGAACUACAGCGUGACGAAGAAGCUGCUCGUGUUCGUAUGCAGUUCGCGCGGGUCGACGUGCGGCAUCUGGAGCCGCAGCCUGCUGCUCCGUUCCGGUGUCAACGUCGGCAGCAUGCUUCCGUAUUUUCGCAAGGCCCUCGACAAAGGCUUUGGUGUCGUCGUGCUCAAUCCAAACGUCAACUCGGUCGUCGUCCCAGAGUCGAACGCAAAGGUCGCGAUCCCGAGCUCCUCGACCCCCGAAGAGCACAUCCAGCAUGUGUGGGAAAACUAUAUCUAUCCCAGCGCCGCGCUCGAAAUCCACUUUCUCGCGUACGGCUAUGGUGGCGUCCUUGUGUCCAACUUGAUAUUCAACCCGACUGUGAUGGCGAACCUGCAGCCCCGCCUCGGCAAUCUGGGUUUCCUCGAGUGCCAGACCAGCAACAAGUGCCCUCCCGACCUCCAGCACUUCAUCGGGCCUCGGUGGGUGAGCUGGGAGCCGUCCAACGACACGGGCUUCGGGAAAGAAAUCCGUCGCGGGCCAACGCACGCGAGCACGGUCGGCAUCACGAUGUCGGCCGGGCCGAAGAGCGGUAGCAGCUCCGUCACACAGACCGUGCUGGACUCGGUGUUUCGGUUCUUCGACGCUCCGAACGCACAUGACUUUGUGCGGACCGAAGCGCGGUGGCACAACGUAAACGUUGUCGACAAGUUUUUGAAUCGCAACCACGUCCCUGGGCGCACCGUCCCGGUCAAGAAGUCGUCCAUGACCGUCGACGACUUUGACCUCCUCAAGGUGCUCGGCAAAGGCGCGUUCGGAAAGGUGUUGCUCGUCCGCCGCAAAUCCACGGGCGCCACGUACGCGAUGAAGGUGCUCAAGAAGGAGCACGUCGUCGCCAAGUCCCAAGUCGAGCACACACGGACCGAGCGCAAGCUGCUGCAAGACAUUGACCACCCGUUCAUCGUGCGGCUCCGGUACGCCUUUCAAAACAGCGGAAGUUUGUACCUCGUGAUGGACUACUACGCGGGCGGCACGUUGUUUCACAUCCUGCGCCAGCAGCGGCGAUUCAAGGAGCACCAGGCAAAAUUGUACGGCGCGCAGCUCGUCCUGGCCUUCACGCACUUGCACUCGUGCGACAUUGUAUUUCGCGACCUCAAGCUCGAAAACAUAUUGAUGGACAGCGAGGGGUUCAUUGCACUGGCCGACUUUGGGCUGAGUAAGGAACACGUAAAGCUCGAGCAUGACGCGAUGACGUUUUGCGGGACCCCAGAGUACCUUGCGCCGGAGCUGCUGCGUCGCAAGCCGUACGGGAAGGUCGUCGACUGGUGGAGCUUUGGCAUUGUCAUGUACGAAAUGCUGAGCGGCAGCACGCCGUUCUACAACACGAACCGGAAAAAGAACUUUUACAACAUCUUGCACGAGCCCCUGGACUUGUCGUCCAAGUAUUUCUCCGACGCGGCACGGUCCCUCCUUCGCGGCCUCCUCACGCGCAAGCCGCACCUUCGCCUCGGGUUCCACGGCGGUACCGAAGUCAUGGCGCACCCGUUCUUUGCCGACGUCCCAUGGGACAAAGUGUACAAGCGCCAGGUCCUCCCAUCCUUUGUGCCAAACAUCGUGGCGCCCCCUCGACCGAGCGAACUCGAUGACAUCCCUAGCUCGGUCAAGAAUGGCGCCGACUACACCAUGCCCGACGAUCACGUUGACGCGUUUGCCAAUUUUACGUACCGAUGCACAGAACAGAUCGACAACGUCCGACCGAGCGACAUUCACCAGCAUGCCCAGACUCACCAUUUUUAAUUCAAUGUGCGCAUCAUCCC
Molecule: messenger RNA, 2380 nt
Organism: Aphanomyces invadans
Lineage: Eukaryota; Oomycota; Saprolegniomycetes; Saprolegniales; Verrucalvaceae
Product: AGC protein kinase
Exons: 2
Coding region: 117-2360 (747 amino acids)
Biological process (GO): protein phosphorylation
Molecular function (GO): ATP binding; protein serine/threonine kinase activity
Source: RefSeq, a predicted model, not a curated record